CCCCGGCCCUUGCUUUGAAGUAUCGUUCCCCCUCCUUUUUUUCGGAGUUGUUUCUCUUCUUACUGUCAUCUUGCGUCAAUUCCCUCUUCUACUGUACGCUAGAUAACAAAAGAACAACAUGGAGGUCCGAAAUCGAGCUGGCAACAGCAAUAGCCAGCCUGUGGAGGCCACGGGCCAUCACCAAGUACACGAUGCCGCGACUCUCGAACGAAUGGGGCACAAACAGGAGCUGCAGCGCAAUUUCUCCAUGCUGUCGAUGCUGGGUCUUGCCUUCGCCAUCCUAAACACAUGGACCGCUCUGGCCGCCUCUAUUCCCGUCGCCAUCUCGUCAGGCGGCCCUAGCGCCAUCAUCUGGGGCCUCAUUGUCGCAGGCAUUUGCAACCUGUGUCUCGCUGCGUCGCUAGCAGAAUUCCUCUCGGCGUAUCCCACGGCUGGCGGCCAGUACCAUUGGGCGGCGCUCGUAAGCCCUCGAGGCCUGAGUCGCGGCAUCAGCUACGUCACCGGCUGGAUCAAUGUUGCCGGAUGGGUGGCUUUGAGCGCCACGGCGCCGCUGCUGGCUAGCCAGUUCAUCAUUGGCACGGUCCAUCUGAUGCACCCGGAGUACGAGGACAAGGCCUGGCACCAGUUCCUCAUUUACUUUGCCAUCACGCUUAUUGCGCUGUUGAUCAAUCGAUUCCUGACCGAAGCGUUACCGUACUUUACAAAGGCUGCCUUUAUAUGGUCAAUUAUAGGAUUCGUCGUCAUCAGCAUCACCGUCUUGGCCUGCGCGUCGCCCAACUAUCAAUCUGGAAAGUUUGUAUACACCGAGGUGGUAAAUACGACGGGAUGGCCUACUGGCGUCGCCUGGAUGCUUGGCUUGCUGCAAGGCGCAUUUGCUCUCACAGGCUUCGAUGCUGUUGCUCACAUGAUUGAGGAGAUUCCCCGGCCACACAUCCAAGGACCCAGGAUCAUGUUGUACUGCAUCGGAAUCGGUAUGGUGACGGGUUUCAUCUUCCUAAGCGCUCUCUUGUUUGCUGUCAAAGACAUUGACGCAGUUCAGAAUGCUGCACAUGGCCCAAUUCUCGAAAUCUUCUACGAGGCCACAAACAACAAGGCCGGCAGCGUGUGUCUCAUCAUGUUUCCACUCCUCUGUAUGAUCUUCACCUCGACUACCCUAGUCUGCACUAGUAGCCGCAUGAGCUAUGCGUUUGCGAGAGACAAGGGUAUGCCGUUUAGCAGCUUCUUUGCGAAAAUCGAUCCCAAGCUCAACCUCCCCUUCAAUGCGGUGCUGUGGACUGUAGCCUGGAUGAUUGUGUUUGGUCUCAUUCUGCUUGGAUCUUCAAGUGCCUUUAGCGCCAUCACCGCUGCUUCUGUGGUGGCUCUUGGAGUCACAUAUGCUAUCCCUCCUGCCAUCAACGUCUGCCGGGGCCGCAGGGCGCUCCCAGCAAACCGAUCUUUCAAAAUCCCCGAGCCCUUUGGUUGGAUCUUGAACAUUGUCGGCAUUGCGUGGUCUGUUCUGACAACCGUGCUUUUUGUCUUCCCUCCCGAGCUACCCGUUAACGGCACGAACAUGAACUACUGUGUUGUUGCGUUUUUAGUCAUGGUCCUUGUCGCUGGCGGAACAUGGGUUUUUGGUGGCAACAAAAAGUAUGCUGGGCCGUACAUUGAGAUUGAAGGCGUUCACAGCGACAAUGUGGUUGGAUUAAAUCCCGUGCAGUCGCGGUUGAAGGCUGGAGAGGAGCAUUUUGAGAAUCAGCCGGUGACUGUAGUUUAGAUAACUAUACUAAUUGGACAUAAGCAGUGCUAUUUAAAAUCAUGAUAUAUAAAGAUAUGCUAGACGCUUUACGUCAAUAUGCCUAUGCGCCACCACGGCCAUUGGCGGCAUCGUACAGAGACUGGAUAUCAUCCUUCCACUGCUUCUCGUCGGGUCGAAGCAGGCGGCGAUCAUAGGUGAGGAGACCAUUUACCUCGCCUUCAACGUCAGUAGUCUGUGUCCAGACAGCACCCGAACAGGCAUAGCGCUCAACUUGUUCGCGAAGCUCGCGGAACAGGACACCAGCACGGUAGUUGUAGGUGGGGAGGUCGGCGUUGAGCUCGUAUGUUUGAUCGAUUUGGUCGAUGGCUUGCUGAACAUUCCAGAGG
[Torrubiella] hemipterigena is the source of this 2121-nucleotide messenger RNA. The record is from the annotation of a GenBank genome assembly. NCBI's taxonomy places the organism in Eukaryota, Fungi, Ascomycota, Sordariomycetes, Hypocreales, Clavicipitaceae.